Messenger RNA from Lodderomyces jiufengensis, 1164 nucleotides. RefSeq lists its product as uncharacterized. Gene Ontology annotation, molecular function: pyrimidine nucleotide-sugar transmembrane transporter activity. Bases 1 to 1164 code for a protein of 387 amino acids. The transcript has a single exon. NCBI's taxonomy places the organism in Eukaryota, Fungi, Ascomycota, Pichiomycetes, Serinales, Debaryomycetaceae. Gene Ontology annotation, biological process: pyrimidine nucleotide-sugar transmembrane transport. Gene Ontology annotation, cellular component: Golgi membrane; intracellular membrane-bounded organelle. The record is from RefSeq and is a predicted model, not a curated record.
AUGGGGUUUGGUUUAUUAUUCAUUGCAUCAGGUACUUUAAUAACAGGAGCAGCCAAUUCAUUAUUAACGAAAUUUCAAGAUAAUCAAUGUGUUAAAAAUUGUUCACCAACAACCAAUAAAGAACCAAUAUAUUUCAAUCAACCAGGUAUUCAAACAUUACAAAUGUUUUUAGGUGAAUUAUUAAUGUAUUUUGUUUAUAUAAUAUAUAAAUACAAGACAUUAAAAAAAUUAAAUAAUCAAGAUUCAAUACAAUUUCAAGAAAAACUGAUUUGGUCAAAUUGGAAAUUUUCAAUACCUGCAAUAUGUGAUUUAAGUUGUACAACUUUAUUAAAUAUUGGAUUAAUUUAUAUACCUGUAUCUAUAUAUCAAAUGACAAGAGGUUCAGUUGUAUUAUUUGUUGCUAUAUUUUCUAUAUUAUUCCUAAAGAGAAAAAUUUCAAAUUUUAAAUGGAUGUCAUUAUUAUUUGUUAGUGCUGGUGUUUGUAUUGUUGGAUUAAGUGGAUCUAAAACAGAAGAUAGUGGGAAUAAAGAGAAUUUAGGAUUAAUUAUAUUUGGAAUUUUGUUGGUUGUUGGAGCUACUUCACUUCAAGGAAUUCAAUUUGUUGUUGAAGAAUAUAUUUUAGAAAAAAAUCCAAUAAUACCAUUACAAUUAGUAUAUAUUGAAGGAUUUUUUGGAACUUUAAUUUUGUUGGUGUUAAUGAUUUUAACAAAUUUUAUUGCAAAAUAUAUAUUACCGAGUGAAGAAUUUUUAAUAUCACCAUUUAAUUUAUAUGAAUCAUUUUAUCAAUUAAUUUCAAAUAAAAUUAUUUUGAUUACAUCAUUUUGUAUAAUGUUAUCAAUAUCAAGUUUUAAUUAUUUUGGAUUAUCAAUAACUCAUCAAGUUUCAGCAACUGCAAGAUCAACAAUAGAUACUUGUAGAACAUUAUUAGUUUGGAUAGUUGCUUUAAUGAUUGGUUGGGAAAAAUUUAAAUUAUUACAAUUAAUUGGAUUUAUUAUUUUGGUGUUUGGAACUCUUUGUUUUAAUGAUGUUAUAAAAUCUACUCAUUUUGAAUGGUUACCUUCUUGGUUAAAAGAUGAUGAUGAAGAAGUUGUUAUUAUUGGUGAUGAUGAAGCUAAUAGAAAUCUUAUGGAUGAAGAUUUGGAAGAGAGAUUAAUUGGUAGAUGA